GGGGCAGUGUUUGCCUGGUGGCCACUAGAAACAGCCCAGCCUGGGGCCAUGGAAGAAAAUCCAACCUUGGAAUCAGAAGCCUGGGCCUCCUCCAGGGGGUGGCUGGCCCCCCGGGAGGCCAGAGGAGGCCCAUCGCUGUCCUCUGUGCUGAACGAGCUGCCCAGUGCUGCCACCCUUCGGUACCAAGGCCCUGGGGCGCUGCCUUGGGGGGCACCGGAGGAGAAGGAGGAGGAGGCUGGAGAAAGGAGCAGAAAGGCCUUCACAGAAGUCACCCAGAUGGAGCUGCAGGACCCCCACCCUUCCCGGGAACUGCCCUGGCCCAUGCAGGCCAGACGGGCACACAGCUCGGUGUCCGGGCUGAAGCAGACACUGCUGGCGGAGUCCAGGGAUCUGACCAGCUACAGCCACCGGCUGUUUUCGGCCUGGGACUUCGGCUUCUGCGGGGACGUCCACGUGCAGCUGCGCCAGCGCAUCAUCUUGUACGAAUUACAGGUGGGGGCAGGGCUACCGCAGGGCAGGAGCCAAUCAAAUGUAUGGGCUUGUUUGUCGGUGCGGAGCGCUCUUCGCCAAGGAGACUUGACGGUCAUGUCGACCAAUCGACGGCUGCAUCUGGUAGCAUCAGGGGCGGGCCAACUUAUGAUUGGCCAGGUGGUCGUACCAACUAAUUUGGAACCAAUCUGUGGUCGAGGAAGGGACAAGAGGAAGGGGGGCAUCCUCUGGCCAAUCGGUAGUGCAAAGAGGCGGGCGUGCCAGUCCCUGGACAGCUACGACGCCAUGAAUAUCUUGCCCAAGAAGAGCUGGCACGUCGGGAACAAGGACAAUGUCGCCCGCGUGCGGCGUGACGAGGCCCAGGCCCAGGAGGAGGAGAAAGAGCGUGAGCGGAGGGUGCUGUUCGCUCAGCAAGAGGUAAGCUCGGAGGCCGGCCAGGCGGACCUCCGGAGCCCAACGCGCACGCGCCGCGGUUGGGGGCCGAAAGCUGAGGCGUUGCACAGUCUCAGUGUGCCCCGUGUGAAAUUCGGGACCAGUCGCCGAUCCCGUUUUCGAGGACGUUGCCCUGCAAACCUUGUGCCCACUUCCACGAAACCUCCCUUGAUCUCGCCUUCGCCUCCAUCCCUGGACCAGCUUCGAGCUGAACGUCUUCGGAGGGAAGCAGCUGAGAGGGCUCGGGCAGAGGCCCUGCUGGCCCAGGUCCAAGGCCGGGCACUACAGGAGGGUCAGCCGGAAGAAGAGACAGAUGACCGGAAGCGGCGGUACAACUCCCAAUUCAACCCCCAGCUGACUCGGCGCCCCCGCCAGCAGGACCCUCACUUUGCUCAUUGA
Messenger RNA from Mandrillus leucophaeus (drill), 1320 nucleotides. RefSeq lists its product as uncharacterized. The transcript is spliced from 6 exons. NCBI's taxonomy places the organism in Eukaryota, Metazoa, Chordata, Mammalia, Primates, Cercopithecidae. The record is from RefSeq and is a predicted model, not a curated record. The coding region runs from base 49 to 1320 and encodes 423 amino acids.